CGGUUUUUAGCCCCGCCCCUGUCCCCUUCCCCGCCCUGUUGCUGUUGCGCCGCCGCUGGUUGCUUCCCCCGGACCCCCCACCAUGGAAGAGACAAUAGGAGAGCCUCCCACCUCAGCUGUCUUGCUGGACCACUGUCACUUCUCUCAGGUCAUCUUUAACAGUGUGGAGAAGUUCUACGUCCCUGGAGGGGACGUCACAUGCUAUUACACCCUCACGCAGCAUUUCAUUCCGCGUCGAAAGGACUGGAUUGGCAUCUUUAGAGUGGGAUGGAAGACAACCCGUGAGUAUUACACCUUCAUGUGGGUUACAUUGCCCACUGACCUGAACAGUGAAGCAGCCAAACAGCAGGAAGUCCAGUUCAAAGCUUAUUACCUGCCCAAGGAUGAUGAGUAUUACCAGUUCUGCUAUGUGGAUCAGGAUGGUGUGGUCCGGGGAGCAAGUAUCCCUUUCCAGUUCCGUCCAGAAAAUGAGGAGGACAUCCUGGUUGUCACCACUCAGGGUGAGGUGGAAGAGAUUGAGCAGCACAACAAGGAGCUGCGCAAAGAGAACAAGGAGCUGAAGGACAGCUGUGUCAGCCUCCAGAAGCAGAACUCAGACCUGCAGGCCGAGCUCCAAAAGAAGCAGGAGGAGCUAGAAACCCUAAAGAGCAUCAGUAAGAAGUUGGAAGAGACAAUGAAAGAGCAGAAGGACUCUUGGAAGACAGAGCUACUUCAACUGAAAGAACAAAGCCAGAAGAUGUCCUCAGAGAAUGAGAGGAUGGGAGUCAGAGUGGAUCAGCUUCAGGCCCAGCUAUCAACUCAGGAGAAAGAAAUGGAGAAGCUUGUUCAGAGAGUUCAAGAGAAGACGGAGCAGGUGGAACAGCUGAAAAAAGAAAAUGGGCAGCUCUUUCUCAAUUUAACUGAACAGAGGGCGCACCAGAAGACACUCGAGCAGACAGUGGAGGAGAUGAAGCAGCAGAGAGCUACUGCAGCGAAGAAACAACAGGAGUUAACGGACCAGAACUUUGACCUGUCGAAAAAACUGAAUGAGAACAAGAUUAUAUAUAGUACUCUACAGAAAGAGAAAGAGAGAAUGGAAAAAGAAAACGAUCUUUUGAAGAGGGAGAACAGCAGAUUGCUGAGUUACAUGGGUCUGGAUCAUGACUCUCUGCCGUAUCAAGCACCUACUUCAAAUCCAAGAGGUGCAAGACAAAGCCCAGGACUCGUCUAUGGAAACCCAUAUUCUGGUAUCCAAGAAAGUUCUGCCCCCAGCCUGCUCUCCAUCAAGAAAUGCCCCAACUGCAAAUCAGACUUUGGUGAUGACAUUUUUAAUCACACCUUGGAGCAGGAUGUGCAGAGCCUUUCUUUGAGUUGUCCAUUUUGUGACAAGAUCUUCCCAGCAAAAGCGAAGCAGAUCUUUGAAGACCACGUGUUCUGCCACACUCUAUAAGUGUCCCAGCCUUUAGGAUCUAUACUGUCCAUGGAUUGUAUAGAGUAGAACCUUUAGCUUCUACUAUGAGUUAUGACCCAAGAUUCUGCCUAACCUGAAUUAUUAAGGAUUUACUUAGUCCUGCUGCCCUGUAGGUGGAAUCAUGUUGAUUAGCUGAAGCAUAGUGUUAAGGGCUCUAACCUCCAUCCUUGUGGGUUACUACCUUUGAAACCACGAAGCUCACUACCUUUUAAAUCACAAAGCUCUGGCUAUGUCAGCCUCGCGCCUAAAGUGCCCAUUCUCCCGAGGGUCUCCAGGAUAAGAGCCCUGGCGUGGAGCUGACUCGGCUCUUCACCCCAGACCUAGCUUGAGUACUAAGUGAGUAGUUUCCCAAGUUGUCCCACUGCCACCCAAGAUCAGGCUCUGAGUGUGUUUGGACUCAGUCCUCAGUCCCAAUCCUGGGACUGAGGUUGAGAAUUUCUUCUCCUCAGGCCUCUUCCUCCAAUUGAUUGCAUUAGACUAACCAAAAAUAGCAUGGCGGGGAACUCAGAUAGCCGGUGUGGGUACCAGAGGUUUCUCAUCUUGAUUUCACAGCUCUCAGCAGAAGCGUCUUAUUUCUGAACCAUGGACAUGAAAUAUUAUUUCAGUCACAGAAAGUCUUCUUUCUCUCUGGAUACCUCUGCUUGGCAUUUUCUACUCAAGUAUUUCCUGUACACAUAACUUUUAUUGUAAAUCCUUUCUUAAUGGUUAGUAGGACUUGUUAGAAACGGUAUGGGUUUGUAAUUUUCUGAGCAGGUGAGUUUGAAUAUGGGUAAGUCAGAAUAAUGGAACUAUUAAUUGCUUUAAUAUUAAAAAUAAACUAGUCCUUUACUUCAGGGAUUUUGGUAAUUUAAAAUAAACCUUGAGUUUA
This is a messenger RNA of Phacochoerus africanus (Common warthog), 2318 nucleotides long. RefSeq names its product calcium binding and coiled-coil domain 2 (gene CALCOCO2). The record is from RefSeq and is a predicted model, not a curated record. The coding region runs from base 83 to 1429 and encodes 448 amino acids. NCBI's taxonomy places the organism in Eukaryota, Metazoa, Chordata, Mammalia, Artiodactyla, Suidae. Gene Ontology annotation, biological process: xenophagy; positive regulation of autophagosome maturation. The transcript has 13 exons. Gene Ontology annotation, cellular component: autophagosome; PML body.